Postia placenta MAD-698-R-SB12 is the source of this 800-nucleotide messenger RNA. RefSeq lists its product as hypothetical. NCBI's taxonomy places the organism in Eukaryota, Fungi, Basidiomycota, Agaricomycetes, Polyporales, Adustoporiaceae. The record is from RefSeq and is a predicted model, not a curated record. Bases 24 to 491 code for a protein of 155 amino acids. The transcript has a single exon.
GCCGCUACGCCACUGUUUCAGACAUGCAGGGUGGACCCGUGCACGCUGUGUGUGGCAACACUCCGACCUGGCUCCGGGAUCCGGUCGUCCUAGGCUCUGAGUCGAAUAUCACCGGGGUGGAUCAAUUUUACGCCGAACCUGAAGGAAUGUGUGAUGCAAGAGUGGAAGCCGCCACAUACAUUCCGACGCCGGCGCUGACGUAUUCACCAUUCUCGACGUCGUCCACCUCCUCCGAUGGUGUCGACGAAGGGAUCGCUCCGCCGACAUACCGAGGACUGCCAACGCCGUCAUCGACUUCCUACGCGCCGUCCUACCUUCCGGCAUUCAGCGCCGAUUGGGAGGACAAGUUUCAGCUGUCGAUCCCGGCCUGCAGUCGCAUUCCGAAUAUCUCCGAUGGACUUACUCUGGCUGCCCUCAACCCUGCCUCUUCCAAUUGCUCGCAUUACGCUCUUCCUCCUCUUUCAGUUGCACUUUCUCAGGGUGGCAUGUAGCUGACCGCUGUAUUACUAUUGCUCCUCAACGUCAGGGUUCCCUGUCUUUCUAGUCGCGCUGCGCGAAAGGGAAGAGAGCGGCGCUCGAACAUUUCCAUUAUUCAGACACGGAUUGAUUCCUCCCCUAAUCUGCUGCGCCUCCUCUGUACAUAUUAUCGCAUCGUGAUCGUCUCGUUCGCCGCCUGUUGGUGGUCGAUCUUGUUCCUUUUCUUGUGUGCGGUUCGUCGUGUAUGUCUGUAUGCUCUAUGCGCGCAUGCGUAUCGCUUGUGUCUACCUCAUGUUUGCUGUUUGUCUUGUGGACGACGCUCU